AUGAACCCACCAGGCGGGGAAAGGUAUCUAGUGGAGAUUAACACGCAGAUUGCGUCUAAGCAAGCAGAUGAGAAGCGGCAACGCAAUGCGGGAGCUUCGGCGCGUUUCCGACAGCGUAGGAAACAGCAGGCAUUGGAGGACAAGAACAAGAUUAUGCAACUAGAAGAGGAGAAGAGGGCCCUGGAGGCGAGACUCCAGGAAAGCAUGCAUCAUAGGGACUUUUACAAGAACGAGCGUAACAGACUACGCGAUAUUGUGCUACGAACUCCAGGUAUCAGCGAGUCCGCACUGACAGGCCCGCGAAGCCCGCCAACCUCGAACUUCAGCCUCGGUGGGUUUCCCGAUCAGGCCCAGAUGUCCCGAGCAGGACCGCCACCGAACAUGCCCACAUCACACGGAUAUGCUUCGAGCGAGACAUCUUCGAUUGAGCGGCCGACCCGACGUCGGCGAACGGACCAGACUCCGGAUACCGGUGCCUUGACAGCUACAUAUGCCCAUCAGCCCCCAGGGACACGGCCUUCCCCCGAUCGCGGCGCCUUCGUACGGGCUGCCCCCUUCCCGGCCUCCAUCGGCGUCGUCGACAGGUGA
Messenger RNA from Parascedosporium putredinis, 588 nucleotides. Lineage: Eukaryota; Fungi; Ascomycota; Sordariomycetes; Microascales; Microascaceae. The record is from the annotation of a GenBank genome assembly.